Pollicipes pollicipes is the source of this 2093-nucleotide messenger RNA. Its product is annotated as cyclin-dependent kinase 2. Gene Ontology annotation, molecular function: ATP binding; cyclin binding; cyclin-dependent protein serine/threonine kinase activity. NCBI's taxonomy places the organism in Eukaryota, Metazoa, Arthropoda, Thecostraca, Pollicipedomorpha, Pollicipedidae. The transcript has 6 exons. Gene Ontology annotation, biological process: G1/S transition of mitotic cell cycle; regulation of G2/M transition of mitotic cell cycle; signal transduction. Gene Ontology annotation, cellular component: cyclin-dependent protein kinase holoenzyme complex; nucleus; cytoplasm. The record is from RefSeq and is a predicted model, not a curated record. The coding region runs from base 275 to 1180 and encodes 301 amino acids.
CAAAACAUCACCGAUUUCGGCGCGUAUGGCGGGGGCUUCGCGGCGCACUGUUUGGAUGGGAGAUGUUUGGGAGGUUGCAGCUGGAUUGGAGUGGUGCUGUGAAACUGUGGACAUAAAGUUGAAAAUAGGCACCAGUCUGUGAUAUGGGAUUCAAGUCAUUCCAAUGAACAUAGCAUAUCAUAUCACACUGAUUAAGUAAUGUGAAGUCAUCAAGCAGUCACUGAAGCAUCACAUUGCAGCCUGGCCCUCAAAGCUGCAAACACCAGUAGCUGAAAUGGAGAAAUUCCAGAAGAUAGAGAAGAUUGGUGAAGGGACAUAUGGUAUUGUGUACAAAGCAAGAGACAAAGAGACUGGUAAAAUAGUGGCCUUGAAAAAGAUUAGUCUGGAUGUAGACUGUGAGGGCGUCCCCAGCACUGCCAUACGAGAGAUCUCCCUGCUGAAGGAGCUCCAGCAUCCCAACAUUGUCGACUUGCUAGAUGUUGUACACAGUGACAAGAAACUGUACCUGGUAUUUGAGUAUCUGAACCACGAUCUCCGCAAGUUCAUGGAUCUCGCCAAGCCAAAAGGCAUCUCUAAGCCGCUGGUUAAGAGCCUGCUGUGGCAGAUGGUGCGCGGCAUCGCCUACUGCCACUCGCACCGAGUGCUCCACCGCGACCUGAAGCCGCAGAACUUGCUGAUCGACAGGCAGGGGCACCUGAAGCUGGCAGACUUCGGCUUGGCGCGCACGUUCGGCGUGCCGGCGCGCACGUACACGCACGAGGUGGUGACGCUGUGGUACCGCGCGCCCGAGAUCCUGCUCGGCAGCAAGGUCUACUUGGUGGCCGUCGACGUCUGGAGCAUCGGCUGUAUCUUCGCUGAAAUGCUGACGCAGCGGGCGCUGUUCCCGGGCGACUCGGAGAUCGACCAGCUGUUCCGCAUCUUCCGCACGCUCGGCACGCCUGACGACCGCGUCUGGCCGGGCAUCUCGCAGCUGCCCGACUACAAGUCGACGUUCCCUCGCUGGGAGCGCGGCUCGCUGGCGUCGGUGGUGCCCGGCGCCGCCGAGGACGAGCUGGCGCUGCUGACCGCCAUGCUCACGUACGACCCGGCGCGCCGCGUGUCGGCCAAGGCCGCCCUCUCACACUCGUACUUCAUCGACGUGCAGCAGGUGACGCCCGAGGCGGCCGCCUUCCAGACCUGAGCGCGCUGCCUGACGCCGCUGAAGCUGCUGAGGACGGCCUGAGCGCGCUGCCCGCCGCCGCUGAAGCUGCUGUCGAUCAGCCUUGGGGACGGUCACCAGUGUUACGGUCGCCUUCCAGCAUCCAGGCUUAUUUUCAGUCGCGAGGGGUUACUUCGCGUCCUUGGGGGACGGGGCGGGAGGUCACCGUCCCGUGCCGGACGGCCGUCUUCCAGCGCCAAGGCGUGGCCGUCCGCUACACCGUGUAGCAACGAGCUCCCUGUCUGCGAGCACCGACGGCUGUGCACGCGGCACCGAGCCGCGACGCUUCCCAGUACGCGACAUUUCCCGGUACGGGCGGCGUACGUACGCCCUGUUGGGGCGCCCCCCUGGGCCCGCCUCUGCAGUGGGGCGUCACCUGCGGAGGGGCGCGCGUGACGGCGGUAUCCGGCGCACGGCACCGGUCAUGGCGCCGCCCCGCCCUCGACGCCGCCUCGCAGAUGGCCGGCCGUGCCAGGUUGCCGCUCUGUUUCUGUGUCCGGGUUGUGGGGUCGUUUAUGGCAUGUGAGAAGUGCUCAAAUGCGUUUUGGCACUGGACUGUGACGGGGCCCUUUCCCCUUCCGAUUGGGCCUAAGGCUCCAGUGGCCGACGCGUGUGUUGGCUGUGCAGAAGACGGCUUAGGUCAGCUCCAUUACAAGGUUGCCGAACCGUCUGCUCUUGAAGGCUGGCUAGAAGGCAACUAGUGCCUUACUUUUUCCAGUCGCCGGGGUGGGAGCCGACGCGUCGGUGCUCAUUCCAUCGGGCCUAUGUAGUGGUUGGUGUGACCUGCGGAAACGGGGCGCAAUGACCUCUCGGGACACGGUAUGUUUGUGCUUCCAUUCCUCACCUUUCGUUAAGCCACAUUUUCGCUGCGUGUGAAGUUCAUCUCCAAUAUACU